Messenger RNA from Ornithodoros turicata, 3063 nucleotides. RefSeq lists its product as uncharacterized. Lineage: Eukaryota; Metazoa; Arthropoda; Arachnida; Ixodida; Argasidae. The coding region runs from base 1 to 1593 and encodes 530 amino acids. The transcript is spliced from 3 exons. The record is from RefSeq and is a predicted model, not a curated record.
AUGUGCAUUUCAUACAAUUUGCCUGAGCCUGCAGUGGAGCCUGAACCGGCAGCUACAGAACAUGACAGUGCCACAGUUACAGUGACUGAGGACGAACCCAGCGAGGAGGGUGAACCCAUCAGUCGAAAUGACUCCUUCAUAUCACAGGCAAUGCGCGUACGUGAGAGAAUUGUCAACAGGAAUGAGCCUCGAGACGGAUCCCGCCAUGCUGCUACCGCCGGCGACCCCGUCGCGGACCACGUGGCAGCGAGGGGCCCCCUGUCCACGCCAGCGAAACGUCCAAGGCGAGUCUUUCCUGACUACGUUUCACUCCGUUCCAGAUCCCGCAGCAUCAGCGCUACCAGCCGCUUGCAAGAAGACGACAACGACGACGACGGAUUCGUCACAGUCGUCCACAAGAAGACAAGGAAGGCCGGCAUCCCAGUGGUCCUAACGCCCGUGGACCCAAAGGUAAGUCUCCUGAACAUUGACCCAAAUCUUAUUGCUGCCCAGGAGCUCAAAUCCACCCAAGAACGAGUGAGGAAUCAUCAUUUCUCGCGGAACGGCAGCCUGACUGUGACGGUCGCCUCCCUGCAAGCUGCCAAGGCCCUCCUCGGUGUCACGAGCCUGGGAAACACCGCCGUCACCACCCGGAUCCCAAAAUCCUACGCCAGGAACGUGGGAAAGAUCGUCGGCGUGAACCCCAGCUACACGAACGCCCAGCUGCUGGAAUACCUACUACCCUUCGGAGCUAUCGACGCCCGCCGCCAGGUACGCUACCGCCCGAACCCUGACGGCUCAACCAGGACCCAGGAAACGAGCAGCGUCGCCGUCACCUUCAAGAGUGACGUCGCCAUGCCCGAGGAAGUGCCGUUGGGGUUCAACAAGUACAAGGUAGGUGAGUACUUCUCACCCUCAUCGUUGCCAGGGCUUUGGCCACGUUGCCAAGUACUGCCGUCGGUCGGAGCGCUCCGGGCCUGCGCUGGGAGCCACGCCUUCAAGGACUGCACGGCGCGGAAGGAGCAACGGUGCGCCAACUGCUGGGGUCCACAUCCAGCCAGCUUCGGAGGCCGCCCCAAGAGGAAGGCCGCCAUCGCAGCUGUGAAGACCGAAGCCUGCGAGGUCCGCCCGUCCCGGAGCGGCCGCAUCAACCCAGCCGUCGUCAAGCCAACGCGCCCAGCUCCCGUACGCAGCGCCGAGGCCUUCCCAGCACUGCCGAAGCCAGCGGCCCCUGCCAAGAAGCCCACCGCAGCCAAACCGGCCUCAGGUCGCCGCCGACAGAGCCCCGCAGACUACGCCGGCCCCUCCCAAGCCUGCUGCACAGGAAGCUGCUGCAAAGCCGGAACCUGCACCUCCCCAGGGCACCCAGCUGGUGAUGAUGUUGGUCCCUCUGCUCAUCACAGCCUUCUGUGCCAUGCUGGCUGCGGUCCCAGCUGCCAGCAACAUCCCAGAAGUCCAAGCCUUCAAGGUAAUGGAACCAAUGCUUGCCAGUCUGCUUUCUACUUUCAGUUAUGGACAGUAAGCCCCGCCGAAGUCACCAACUCACUGCAUCUGCCUUCCCACGCGUCCUGCAAUGGAACUGCGCUGGACUGCGCCCCAAGCUGGCGGAGCUGAAGCAACGACUCACCAAGGCCACCUACAGCGUCAUCUGCCUCCAAGAAUGCAACAUCCCGGACACGAUGGGUCUACCAGGCUUCAUUAUGUACACCUCUCCCAGCCUUCCACACUCUCCUCACAGCUGUACGGCAGUCUCCGUCUCAAGCCACCUGGCCCAAACACAGCUGCCCACAGACCAACUGUCGUUGACCGUGGCCGAAGUGACAGCUGUAAAGGUAAAUUUCGGAAAGGACGAACUCACUGUCGCCUCUGUUUACAUCCGACCCAGCUCAUCGGACACGGGGGACGAGCUUCCUGUCGACUUCCUGCUGCAAGUGCACUCCUCCCUGCCAGGCCAUCUGCUUCUCUGUGGAGACCUCAACGCGUACCAUCCGCUUUGGGGUUCCUGCAAGGCUGACCGCCGUGGCAGACGCCUAGUGCAGUCCCUGGAGGAUUGCGGUCUGCUCGUCGCAAACACAGGUGAGGUAACCUUUUACAGGCCACCAGUAUCCAGCGCUAUCGACGUCACCCCGCACACCCCGGACGUUCCUGCGCACUGGGACGUCGGAAUGGACAGCUGGGGCAGCGACCACUUCCCGAUCGACGUGACCCUGGCCUACAAGCACCGGGCCCCGAAGCGCCGGACCACCAUCAUCGUGUGGGACUCCUUCCGAGCCUGCCUGGACGGAGCUCCAGCCUCCCAGGACACCUGCGAAGACAUCAGGACAGCCCUGGCCACCGCAACCAACUCGGGGACGGCGCCAGCAACCGGCCCGAAACCUGACCUAAAGUACUUCAGGCUGUGUGCUGCGAGGCGCCGCGCACAGAGGUCUCUGCGUCGGAACCACUCCCCCCGGUGUCUGACGGCAUACCGACGAGUUUCCGCCGCCCUGCGCAGAUAUGCGGUCACGCUGCAGCGCUCCCAAUAGAAGCAGUUCUCAGCCUCCCUGACCAGCGGCACAUCGGCCCGGAAACUCUGGUGUGUCGCCAACGCCCUGGGGGGGGGGCGAACCCCUUCAGCUCCAUGGCUCUAGCCAAAGGGGUCUCCGUGGAGGAGCUGGCGGAGGAUUUCGCCGACCUGUUCGGCGCAGGGAGGGACGUCCCUUCCAGCGCGGCGCCUCCAGCAUCCCCCACGGACCUGGACCACCCCUUCAUGGCCGGAGAACUGCGCUUCGCCCUGGACCACCUGAAAGCCCAGCCGAUGGGAUGGACGGAUGGGAUGGGGCCGAUGGGAUGGACGGACUCACCUACCAGUGCCUGCGGAAUCUACCGGACAAGACAACUACACGACUCCUGGAUACCAUCAACCAGUGCUGGGACCAGGGCAUGCCACCACCAUCCUGGAAAGAGAGCGUUAUCGUGCCGAUAUUGAAGCAAGGGAAGCCCCCGGGCAAACUGAGCUCCUAUCGGGCGAUAUCACUCACAUCAUGUUUGGCUAGGUUGACAGAGCGGUUGCUACACCGCCGCAUUACAUGGCUACUUAAUUCC